Messenger RNA from Lycium ferocissimum, 456 nucleotides. RefSeq names its product monothiol glutaredoxin-S6-like. The coding region runs from base 133 to 441 and encodes 102 amino acids. Lineage: Eukaryota; Viridiplantae; Streptophyta; Magnoliopsida; Solanales; Solanaceae. The transcript has a single exon. The record is from RefSeq and is a predicted model, not a curated record.
AAGGUUCAGUUUUCUCAACAACCUGAAUUCACUUCACAAACCUUCAGUAUUUCUUGUAGCAUCGUAACUUCUUAUUUCAUCUUCACGAAAGUUAAUUAUAAAUCUUGGCAUUUGAGCCAACAUUGUUUAAAAAUGGAUAUGGUUAUGAAGUUGGGAGCAGCAAGCCCAGUGGUGAUUUUCACCAAGAGUAGUUGUUGCAUUUCUCAUAGCAUCGAUACCUUAAUCCGUAGCUUUGGAGCAAACCCUACAGUUUACGAGCUCGAUACACAUCCAAAUGGGAUGAAAAUGGAGAAGGCAUUGAUUGAACUAGGGUGUCAACCAAGUGUGCCAGCAAUAUUUAUAGGGAAUGAGUUUGUUGGUGGUGCAAAUGAGAUCAUGAGCCUUAAUGUGAGGGGCCAGCUCAAACAAUUGCUCAUAAGGGCUAAUGCCAUUUGGGUUUAGAAAUUAAUAAUUUGU